Pneumocystis murina B123 is the source of this 1268-nucleotide messenger RNA. RefSeq lists its product as hypothetical. Gene Ontology annotation, molecular function: mRNA binding. The record is from RefSeq and is a predicted model, not a curated record. Lineage: Eukaryota; Fungi; Ascomycota; Pneumocystomycetes; Pneumocystales; Pneumocystaceae. Gene Ontology annotation, cellular component: cytoplasm; nucleolus. Gene Ontology annotation, biological process: positive regulation of translation; nuclear-transcribed mRNA catabolic process, nonsense-mediated decay. The transcript is spliced from 6 exons. Bases 22 to 1254 code for a protein of 410 amino acids.
AAACCGAAAAUAUGGUAUUUAAUGGAGAAAAAAACAGCUAAUAACAGGGAAAACAUUCAUCCAAGACAUCCACAACAGUCAACUCGACUGAAGGUAGUAGUUCGAUAUUUGCCUUGUAAUCUUUCUGAGCAAGAAUUUAAAAAUUCAGUAAAAGAAUGGAUUUCUGAAGAGAUUGAAUGGUUCUCAUUUUUCCCAGGAAAAAUAUCAACAAAUCGCAGUAAAAAUGAUAGACAUGGAAGAGCGUAUAUCAAGUUUAAAUCGCCAGAGGCAUUGAUUACCUUUUAUAAGGGCAUUAAUAAACACUUGUUUACAGACGAAAAGAAUAAAGAACAGAGAGUAUUUGUUGAAUUUGCACCUUUUCAAAAGAUUCCUCGGGUAGAAAAACAGAAACACGAUAUUCGACAAGGAACGAUUGAUGAAGACCCAGAAUUUAUAACAUUUCAAGAAACAUUAAAAAAUCCAAAUAAAGAUUUACAAGGACAAGAACAGGGAAAGCAAGAGGAUGAUGACACAGUGCCUAUUAAUGCAAUUACACCAUUAAUUGUACAUUUAAGAAUACAAAAAAAGGCAGCAGCUUUAAAAUCGAAACAACAGAAAAAAUAUAUAUUGGAAAAAAAGGCAUCAGCACAGAUGAAAGCCGACUCAAUAACAGCACAAAUUAAGUUACAUGGGGGAUUUGGUUCUAUGAAAAAAUAUAACAAGAACAAGAGCAAAUUUCAAAAAGAACCAAAUAAUUCGGAUGCAAGAAAAGAAAGUUCUAUGCGUCCAGAAGAGCUCUUUCCAAAACAUUCUAGCCCUCAUAAAAGAACUCAUAAAAAUACAAUAAAAAAAGAAUCGUCAGUUACUAUGAAUACUAUUAAAAUUCUUAAACCAUCUAAUCGAGAAAAACAUUCUAAUUCAGAUAUAUCUAACAAAGAAAAAACGUAUGAUUCUUCACAAAUUUCAAAAAAAAAUGACACCAGAGCUAAUUCUACAAAUAAAAGCGAAAAUGAACCUAAAAAAAAUACCAAAAAAUAUCAUAAUUAUACAAUACAAUCUACACAAAAAGAGCAGAAAAGCAACACAGAAUCGUUUAAUAAGUCAAACACAUCUUUUCGUAAGAAAGAAUGCGAUCAUCAUUCAAUGAGAAGUUUUAAGAAUAAAAAUAUGGAACAAUUUAUAGUCUAUAGACGUACCUUUUGUCAUAGAAAUAGAUCAUUGAGAUGUUUUAGGAAUAUAUUUAUACUAAACUUUAUAGAUAAGUUUAAUAGUUAGAAAGAAUUACUGGA